CUUCCCCCCCUCGUGUCUGCAAACCCACCCGCGCUUGCUCUCUCUAAAAUUUCGUUCCCUCCAAACCCUUCCACACAACAAAAAAGAGUAAACACUUAGAAAAUUGAAUUACAGAGACAGAAAAUCGAGUUUCGAUUAGGGCACCGUCAUCAUCAUCGUCUUCAUCGAUUCUGAAACCUAGCAAUGGGGAAAGACGACGAUGAGAUGAGAGGAGAGAUAGAGGAGAGACUGGUAAACGAAGAGUACAAGAUUUGGAAGAAGAACACACCGUUCUUGUACGAUUUAGUCAUCACUCAUGCUCUUGAAUGGCCUUCUCUCACUGUUGAGUGGCUUCCCGAUCGGGAAGAGCCGCCGGGGAAGGACUACUCGGUCCAGAAGAUGAUUUUGGGGACUCACACAUCCGAGAACGAGCCUAAUUACCUCAUGCUCGCUCAGGUUCAGCUUCCACUCGAAGAUGCAGAGAACGAUGCCAGACAUUACGAUGACGAUCGGUCUGAUUUCGGUGGAUUUGGCUGCGCCAAUGGCAAGGUUCAAAUAAUUCAACAAAUCAAUCAUGAUGGAGAAGUUAACCGAGCUCGUUAUAUGCCCCAAAACCAAUUUAUUAUUGCCACUAAGACGAUUAGUGCUGAAGUAUAUGUUUUUGAUUAUAGCAAACACCCAUCGAAGCCUCCUCUAGAUGGUGCAUGCAGUCCUGAUUUGAGGUUGAGGGGCCACAACACUGAAGGAUAUGGUUUGUCAUGGAGUAAGUUUAAACAGGGUCAUUUGUUGAGUGGUUCUGAUGAUGCCCAAAUAUGUUUGUGGGACAUCAAUGCGACUCCUAAGAAUAAGGCUCUGGAUGCCAUGCAAAUAUUUAAGGUUCAUGAAGGUGUUGUAGAAGAUGUAGCAUGGCAUCUGAGGCACGAAUACUUGUUUGGUUCAGUUGGGGAUGAUCAGUAUCUGCAUAUAUGGGAUCUCCGGACUCCAUCAGUCACCAAGCCAAUUCAAUCUGUAAUUGCUCAUCAAAGUGAGGUUAACUGCUUAGCUUUUAAUCCCUUUAAUGAAUGGGUUGUGGCGACGGGCUCUACAGAUAAAACUGUGAAGUUAUUUGAUCUUCGCAAAAUCUCCACAGCUCUCCAUACCUUUGAUUGUCACAAGGAGGAAGUUUUCCAAGUUGGGUGGAAUCCGAAGAAUGAGACCAUCCUAGCUUCUUGUUGUCUUGGGAGGAGGCUUAUGGUGUGGGAUCUUAGCAGGAUUGACGAAGAACAGACACCAGAGGAUGCUGAAGAUGGCCCAUCUGAAUUACUCUUCAUUCACGGUGGUCAUACGAGUAAAAUUUCAGAUUUCUCAUGGAACCCCUGCGAAGAUUGGGUUGUUGCUAGCGUAGCCGAAGAUAACAUACUUCAGAUCUGGCAGAUGGCAGAGAACAUCUACCACGAUGAAGAUGACAUACCAGCAGAUGAAUCCACAAAAGGUUCCUAGUAGUUCCCAUAUUAAAGAAUGCUCAAUCGUGAGCCAGAAAAAAAUAUAGUAGAUUCGAAUCAUCUUUUUCCUUUUUUGGUGUAUUGUUGUGUACCUUCAUGAUUUUCACUGAACUGAACUGUAGUGUUAUAAUUUAUGCAGUCUUGGUUAGCAGCAAACUUGGCUUGUUAUCUACUGUGAUUGUCCCUUUUCCA
Messenger RNA from Camellia sinensis, 1652 nucleotides. RefSeq names its product histone-binding protein MSI1. Lineage: Eukaryota; Viridiplantae; Streptophyta; Magnoliopsida; Ericales; Theaceae. Gene Ontology annotation, molecular function: protein binding. The record is from RefSeq and is a predicted model, not a curated record.